AUGGAUGUACCUACCUAUCAGCUAUGGAUAGCUGGCAAGGAGCAGCCGGGGGAAGGAGAUUUGAUACAGAUAGAGAAUCCAGCGACUGGUGAAGUGUUUGCUCACUGCCACGCCGCCUCCAACACCAUCGUCGAAACCACCGUGAAGCUCGCACACGAGACUUUCAAAUCCGGCGUCUGGUCCCGAGCAGAGCGACAUUAUCGCGCCGACACUCUCGAGAAGAUUGCAACAAAUUUAAGCAAAGCGCUCCCGACGCUCAUCGCUCUGGAAGUGCAACAGACUGGGAGAGCGGUCCGUGAGUUGGAGGCGCAGGUCCCGUCGCUCACGAAGUGGUUUAGGUAUUAUGCUGCGCUUGUGAGGACGGAGGAGAGGGGGGUGAUGCCUACUACUGGCAAACUCCACAACUGGAUCGACCGCAAGCCACUCGGCGUAGUGGUCCAGAUCACACCCUUCAACCACCCGCUCCUAAUCGCCGUCAAGCAAAUCGCCCCAGCUCUCGCCGCAGGCAAUAGCGUAAUCCUAAAACCAAGCGAGCUCACUCCACUCACCAGCCUGCUGCUCGGGAAAAUCAUGAAAGAGGCCGGCCUCCCCGACGGCGUCUUCUCGGUCCUCCCAGGUCAUGGUGCUACUACCGGCAAAGCACUCGUGUCGCACCCGCUCGUAAAGAAAGUCGACGUGACUGGCGGAACGCCUUCCGGUCGAGCCAUUGGUGCGAUAGCAGGUGCGAACUUGGCGAGAUUCACUGCUGAGCUGGGAGGCAAGGCGCCUGUGAUUGUGACGGAACAUGCGGAUCGAACGCUUGCGGUUAAUGGGGUGGUGUUUGGGGCGUUUAUGGCUAGUGGACAGACGUGCAUUGCUGCUACUAGGAUCGUGGUACACCAGUCGAUCUUCCCACGGUUUAUUGAGGACUUGAAGAGAAAAACCGAAUCCAUCGAGCGCCGCAUCGGGAGCCCGGCUAAUAAGCAGAGCAUGAUGGGCCCGUUGAUCUCGAAGAAGCAGCUGGACAAUGUCAUCAGUCUCGUUGACGAUGCUGUGGCCCAAGGCGCUGAGGUGAUAACAGGGGCUCAUCGACUGACUGGAAAGUCUCUUUUCGACAACUUCGACCUCUCCCGCGGCCACUUCUACGCACCCACAAUCCUAACCGACAGCCCCUCCACCAAAAUCACAUCCACGCGAAUCUGGCACGAAGAAGCCUUCGGCCCCGUCAUCGUCGUCGUCCCCUACUCCAUCGAAUCCGAAGCCCUCCACCUCGCCAACGACUCCGAAUUCGGGCUCGGCGCAGCAGUCUGGACUCAAGACCUUUCUCAAGCGCACAGACUCUCCGACGGCAUCGACGCAGGGAUCGUCUGGGUCAAUACCCACCAUCGUAACGAUCCGAGUAGUCCUUGGGGCGGCGUCGGCAGUUCUGGCGUCGGGAGUGAGAAUGGGGUUGAUGCGUUACAUGCUUAUACCACGAUCAAGAGUACGAUUGUGAAUUAUGCGUCGACUGAGGAGGGGUUGGCGAGUGAUGAUUGGUUUGGGGAGGGGAGUGGGGUUGUGAGGUAUGUAUGGGUAGAUGGAGGGUUGUGUGCUUGGUCGAACGUUCAAUGUGGGCGAUACUGUCCUUUAUCGUGGGCGCAGUGUUCCGUAUCACGCGCGUGCUCCUCCCAACCGAACACGCGCUCUUUUCUGUGA
Molecule: messenger RNA, 1674 nt
Organism: Fulvia fulva
Lineage: Eukaryota; Fungi; Ascomycota; Dothideomycetes; Mycosphaerellales; Mycosphaerellaceae
Product: (Z)-2-((N-methylformamido)methylene)-5-hydroxybutyrolactone dehydrogenase
Exons: 4
Coding region: 1-1674 (557 amino acids)
Molecular function (GO): aldehyde dehydrogenase (NAD+) activity
Source: RefSeq, a predicted model, not a curated record